Messenger RNA from Paramecium tetraurelia, 4509 nucleotides. RefSeq lists its product as uncharacterized. The transcript has 3 exons. NCBI's taxonomy places the organism in Eukaryota, Ciliophora, Oligohymenophorea, Peniculida, Parameciidae. The record is from RefSeq and is a predicted model, not a curated record.
AUGGAAAAAAUGGAAAUGGUUUCAUCUCGUUUGCCUCUUGUGAAGGACAGAGGAGAGUGGAAUCAAUAGACAUUUAUAAUUAGACCCAAAUUCGAGAAGAAACAACGCUAGAGUAUCGAUAAUCAAUUGGAAAUACAGUUUCCAUUGCACAGAGACUUUGACUUUGUGGCCAAUCAUGCCAUGGGUUUCAAAGGGAAAAGCAAUGUGGACUUAUUCAAGUUCUACUAUCGAUUGUAUUUGAAGAAUAAAUUUGCAAUUCAGAGAAUCAGAAAGGAGAAGAAAGUCAAAGAUGGAUUAAAAAAGAAUGAGAAUGCUAAAAAGUAGAAACUAAACUAAACCGAAGAACCAAAUACAGAGGAGAUACGUAAUGCUUACAAAACAAUAGAGAUUAAACCACCAUCUUAAUAGAAAUAACUCAAAUUUGUCAGGGAAUGCAUUCAGAAUUUAUAAUAAUAGGCAUCAAUUGUUAAUAAACACUUAGAAUUGCCUAAAUUGGUUUCUUCUCAAACUCAAGUCAAAAUAGUUAAUAUCAAUAUUUCCAAAAUCCCUUAAGCCAGAACAAGGGAUUCAUAAUUGGAACUGGAAGAAUUAAUGCUGAGUAGAGUAGUGUAAGCAAUUUAAGAAUCUAAAAUGGUUUCACAUGAAGAUGUGAGAAAAGUAAAAGAAAUCAUUCUGCAACGACACAGUCAAUUGAGUGAGAUGGAGAGAGAAUUAUAAUUAAAUGAAAUUCUUGGAAUCAAGAAACAAAUCUAUGAGAGGGAAGUGGCAAUGAAGAAUGAAUUCAAUAGACCUCCAGGCAUUGAUAACCCUGUCAAUUUCAAUGAAUUAAGUUCAAUCUAAGAAGUUUCAAUCAUGAGAUCCAUGUAUGUCAAAUCAUUGCCUAAUGUGAGUGUUACUGAAUAUAAAUUUAACAACUAUGAAGAUGAACCUGAACUAGAGGAUGUAACUAACAAAACAAAAAUGGAUCUAAAAUAGAAAUAAAUAGAAGAAACACUCAUUUAAGAACAAUCAACUGAGAUGCAAUCUAUCUUACAAUAAAUGAGAUCCAGUUCGCUUGCUACAAAAGGCAAUGAGACUGAACAUAGCAAGGAGAAGACCUAAGAUAAGAAUAAACUAUUACCAACUUUAAAAUUCUUAGAAUAAGCUAAACAGUAAAUUGCUUAAAGAUCUGACAAUGACACUCAACAACUCUAAUAACCAUACUUUUAACCUGAUAUUGAAGACACAAGCAAGUCUAAGGUUUAAUAGAGUCUAUCUAUGGUAUCAUAACUACAAAAUAAAACAAGUAAAACUAUGAAAUCCAGUGUCAAUAGAUCAAAUCAAUUGGCAUCUGCUUCAUCCAAUCAUCAUUCAAAUCAAUUAAGUCUUGAGAAGAAAUAAACUGAAACUAUGAGAAAGAGUGCCUAUAAAUUAAAUGAAGAAUAGAAAGCCAGAUCAUCUGCCUAAGAAUUAGAUGUAAGUGACGAUAUGAAAUUUGAGAGAUAGAACUAUUAUGAAAUGAAAUUCAGUCAAAUCUUAUAAAGAGUAAUGGAUUAAAAGAAAAUUCAAGGAGGAGAAGAAUCUUAACAUUCUCAGACUCUCUCCUAAGUUGAAUCUGAAACUGUCUAAAAAAUAGCUUAAAAUCUAGUAUCCAAUAUUAUUAAUAUCCACAAAAAUCCAACUCCAAUUAUGGAUCAACCGUCUACUUUCAAUUACUUGGAUGUUGACUCUGAUGAUUAAGAGAAAGCAACCUAAAGUAUUCCUGUCAUCAAAAGUGAAGAUAUUCCAGAAGAUGCUCGCAGACAUCUCUCUUACAAUCGAGAUAUUUCUCAUCUUGAUCAUACGUUUAAAAUUGAGAGUUAGGUUUCUCUCAAUGAUAAAAGAUUGAAUGAAGAAUAAAUUGCUAAUAUUAUCUAAUAGAUUUCACAAUAAUUACUAUAAGCUCAAAUACCUCCUGAUCAAAUUGAAAAACAAUUAGAUGAAGUCACUAAUAUCCUACUUAAACAUCCAAUUAAUAAAUUAUCAUCCAAGUUACUUAAGUAAUCAACAACCAUUAUGCAAAAUGAACCAAAUAAAAAGAUCUAUUUGGAAGAAACUAGAUAUCCAAUCAAACCACCUAAAAUAACUCAUAAUAAAGAUUAAAUUGAUUAUUUGAAAUUUUAUGAAGAAAAUGCACCAUCCAAAUAGGAGAAAUCAAGGAAAAGCUAUAAAAUCUAGGAUAGUUCCAAAAGAUCCAAGCCAUCUACUAUGAUCAAAAAUAUGUCUGAGGAUGAGCGAAAGCAAUUUCUAGCUUCCCAUAAGAUGAAUCUUUAGGAAAGAGCCAAUUCAUAAGAAUUGGACGAGGAGUUGCAAUUUCUAUAAACUGUGAUUGAUGAUCAGAAGAAAUAAAGGGAAUAAAUAUUCACUAAGAAAUAAUCCUAACCAUUACAAUCAGGUAAGAACACAUCAAGAGAUUUGAUUGAUUUUGAUGAAUCUAGUGAAAAAUAAUAAAAUACAUUUAGAUCUCAUAAUCCACCAACUAAUAUCAAUUACGAAUCUGAUCAAAUUAAAUAAGGAUAAACAGAAAUCAAUUUUAAUAUAAGAAGACCUUAAGUUAAAUAAAAAACUGAUUAAACUUAAAAUUAAUCUGAAAAAGGUUAGCAAAUGUAAAUCUCCAGUUAAUAAGGUACAUAAAGAUCAGAUGCUUAGAGAAGCAGAACUAAAAGAUCAAAUCAGGAUGAAUAAUAAGCAAAUUAACCUGAAGGUUCAUCAUAGUCUUAUGGAACUUAUAAGAGUCUCAAAUAUGGGAAUAGAGAGAGUAGCGAUAGAGGUAAUGAAAAUAAGGAAGUUUAUUCUCCAAACAUAUCAGUUGAAGAAGUACCUCAUUAAGAUGAAUAUGAUGAAUAAACAGAUAAAGAAGAUGAAUAAGUUGUAGAGGAGAUCUAGGAAAUAAUAGAUGAAAAUGGAAAUGUCGUUAAUGUGGUCACAAAGAGAACAAUUAAAUAGCCGACUGAAAAUUCAAAGAAGUCAGAUCCCAAAUAAACUGAAAGAUCAAAGAAAUCAAAAUAAUCAGGUUCAUAAUAAUUAUAAUCUCAAAUCAAUAAAUAGAAUCCAAGAGAAAAAACAUAACAAUCAUAGUAUAAGGAAUAAGAAUAACAUUAAGAAUAAUAGUAAUAAUAAAACUCAUCAUAAAAUAUUGUUUCAUAACCUAUGCAAAAAUAGAUAUCAAAUUAAUAAUAAUAAUAUUAAUAAGAAUAACCAAGUAUUAAUAACAAUGAAGAUAAAUAAAUUAAAUUAAAUCUUCAACGCUAAGAUAGUAAUCAAAAUUAUGCUGAGAAUUCUUCAACUUAAUAGAUUUAUUAAUAAUAAUUACGAAAUAGAACAAAUUUGUAGGAUAUUUAAUUAAGGAGCUAUUAACCUUCGCAAAAUUAAUCUAUGGUUAAUAGCAGUGGAACUCCUCAAUAAAAUAAUACUCCCCUUUAGCCUCCUAGGAAACAAGGGGGUAAGAAAACUAAAUUUGAAGAUUAGAGUAGUAACAAUAAUAACAGUAAUACACCUUAAGCAAAAUUACAAAGAGUUAAAACUAAAUUAUCAAGAUUUUAGGAAGCAGCUAAUAAUAAUGAUGAUGACGAUUAUGAUUAUGAUUGGGAUGAUGAGGAUCCAAGCAAUAAAAAGAAGAAAAAUACUUCAAAAUCAAGUAAAUCCACUUUAAGAAAUGACAUUUAAUCACCCUCUAUUUCUCCGAUGACUAAGUAACAAAAUUAAGCUACGAUAGCGAAAAAGAAGGUUUAUGAUUUAAAAUAGGAAUACGAAUUGAUAGCUAAGCAAAAUUUAAGUUUGGCAGAUCUCAAGAAGGAUAUAGAGAAAAAGAUUUCACAAUUAUAAAGUCCAGAUGAUGAGGCUAAAUAUAAUAUCUAUUUAUAUGAAUAGCGUUAAAAGCAACUGAAGCAUAUACCUUAAACAAUAGAAGGAUUAAUUAAUGAUAAGAGGGAAAAUGAAGAUGCUUGUGGAGAUACGAUUCGAAAAUUUCAUGAGAACCGGAUGAGAUAUAAAGAUGUAAUAGAGAAGGAUUAGGCACUCAAAUUUACUAAUCAAAUUUAAUUAGAUGAUGAAUAGUAAACUCAAAUUAACACUCAAUCUCACCUGGAUGAAUACAUGAGAGAAGUCUAAAUGAAUAUAUAAAGAAUGAUUCAAUAAGUACAAUUAGAGUAAAUGAGGGAUCAUCCUGAAGUAAGAAAAGAAUGUUUCGAGUACGAUUCAAGCAUUAUUCAAUAAAGAAAAAUGGAAUCAUUGGCAAGUGAGAUUGUGUAAACUCAAGCACAAAUGAGAAUCUAUGAAGAACCUACUUAAGAGACAUAGAGGAAAACUGAACAAUUAGAAUAGGAUUGCGUAAUGUCAAAUUAGAAUGAUAAAAAGUUUGAAUUGUUGGCACAAAAGUUAAGAGCAUUAAAAUUCAAGAAUCCAGAUAAGUUUAAUUAAAUUGUAAGUACAGAGAUUGUAAAAACAGAUCUAUUUUUAUCAACUACCAAACAUAAAUAUAUAUUAGAAUGA